Molecule: messenger RNA, 243 nt
Organism: Perkinsus marinus ATCC 50983
Lineage: Eukaryota; Perkinsozoa; Perkinsida; Perkinsidae
Exons: 1
Coding region: 1-243 (80 amino acids)
Source: RefSeq, a predicted model, not a curated record
AUGAUCGUAACUUCUUUGUCGCACGUAGGAACAUCAACACGUGAGAACGGUUCUCAUUUGGUACCGCAAAACGCCAACGCCCAGCACGCCAUCAUUAAGUGCCGAUCGCUCUUCCAGUCGCACGGCACUCUGAGCAUCGUCACUGGUGUGGCCUCAUUAAUCGCCUUGGAGGCUCGCAAGCUCAUGCAGCGUACCGGGGUGGACCUCCAUGCACUCUUUGCCAAAGAGCCUUUGGUGGACUAA